UUGAAAUGCAGAACUCAUACCUCUUUCAUCAGGGCACAGACUUCCUUUUAUUCCUUUCUCUUUAAGUUCUUUCUGUCUGCUCCUGGGAUCAAUCGGAGGGACCCGUGGCCAGAGCUAGAGGAGACAGAAAUAUCGAAGCACUAAGGAGAUAGCGAAAAUUUGUUCUUGGAAUUCUAGAGUCUCUUAUUGGUGUCCCCGCUCAAAGCAAUGGAGCCAGCUUUCGGGGAGGUCAACCAGCUGGGAGGGGUAUUCGUGAACGGGAGGCCUUUACCCAACGCCAUCAGACUCCGCAUCGUGGAACUGGCCCAAUUGGGCAUCCGACCCUGUGACAUCAGCCGGCAGUUAAGAGUGUCCCAUGGCUGUGUCAGUAAGAUACUGGCGCGCUACAAUGAGACUGGCUCCAUCUUACCUGGGGCCAUUGGGGGCAGCAAACCUCGGGUUACCACCCCCACAGUAGUGAAACAUAUCCGGACCUACAAGCAGAGGGACCCAGGAAUCUUUGCCUGGGAGAUACGCGAUCGUUUGUUAGCAGACGGUGUGUGUGACAAGUACAACGUUCCUUCAGUCAGUUCCAUCAGCCGAAUCCUGCGCAACAAGAUUGGUAACCUGUCUCAGCAGAGCCAGUACGACUCUUACAAACAGCAUCAGCCACCACCGCAGCCCGCCUUGCCUUAUAACCAUAUAUAUUCCUAUCCAAGUCCCAUUACUGCCGCAGCAGCCAAAGUACCCACUCCUCCCGGAGUGCCUGGAAUUCCUGGCAACAUGGCCAUGCCUAGAACCUGGCCCUCUUCGCACUCUGUCACGGAUAUCCUGGGAAUCCGCUCCAUCACAGACCAAGUGAGCGACAGCUCCCCCUACCACAGUCCAAAGGUAGAAGAGUGGAGCAGUUUGGGCCGCAACAACUUUUCCACCCCUGCCCCGCACCCGGUCAAUGGGCUGGAGAAAGGGUCUUUGGAGCAGGAGGUCAAAUAUGGACAGGCACCAAAUGGUCUCCCAGCCGUCAGCAGUUUUGUGUCAGCAUCCAGCAUGGCUCCUUACCCUACCCCAGCCCAAGUGCCACCUUAUAUGACAUACAGCGCUGCUCCUUCUGGUUACGUUGCUGGACAUGGUUGGCAGCACACCAACACCACUCCACUCUCCCCACACAACUGUGAUAUACCAGCAUCGCUGACAUUCAAGGGCAUGCAGACAGCCAGAGAAGGUAGUCACUCUGUUACAGCUUCUGCUCUCUGAUAUGAAGUUCAGUUUUGAAUAACUUCAUCCCAACCUCUCUCUCUCUCUGCAUCAGCCAGUCCUCUUCUCCCCCCCCCCCCCAAGGCCACACUACUUUACCCUUUCUUUCCCAAAUCUUUCCCACCUCCUUUCCAGAUUCCUGUUCUUUGUGUUAAUGACACUUAAAUAUUUCUUGCCCUAGCUUCUCUUCCACAGAAAAGCUGAAAAACUUUAGGAUUUAAAUAACAGAAGCAAAAUUAAGGAUUCGAGACAUUUUCUGUUGCUCACACAGUGUUUUUACUUGUGGAAGAAACCUGCAUCCCUCAAAGGGCUCAAGAAACAUUUUUUUUAUUUCAUUGGUAAAACCACACGUGUAUAUUUAUUCUAAAUCAACCUGAACUUUUAAAAUGUGCAAUUUGUUGUUGAGAUUUGUGAAAAUCAAUAAAGGAAAAUAAACAUUGAAAAAACUUAUUCUAUACCUUCUAAUCAACCAAGGUAACCAAGUAGAUUUUGAUCCAGAAAUUUAUCCACCUAGAAAACAAAUCAACAACCAACCUGUUUGAGUGAGCCAAUUUAUUUGUGACAGAUGGCUUAAUUGGAGUAUGGGUGGAAUUAUAUGUAGAAGCAAGGCAAUAUUUCAAUUGCUAUUCCUUCCUGUGUUUCAACCUGGUUCCAAAGGCAUGCUUGUUUAUAUUUUCUAUCAGUUUGUAAAUAUGGUUUUGGGUAGCACUUGUGUUUUCAUGCCUUGGUACUUUGCUAUUCCUCCAUGUCCCCACCAAUCUCCAUACAUUUUAGAAGAAACUUUUUUUAAAAGGGUGACUUUCUGGCGAGCUGUCUUUGUUUGGUGGUGGGCUACUCAGGCACCGGUAAUGUGGACUCCCCAUCCCAUCAAUUUUUGUGUAUGCAGUGAAGGCUUCAACAUUUCGUGAAGGACAUUUUCUUUCUACAACAGAGGAGUGAAAAGGCAAACAGGACAAGUCAAUUUACCCUACUGUAACUGAACUACAACACAUGCCAAGUGGAUAAAGGCAAGCAGGUGGAACAUAUCUAGACAACAAAAACUAUUGAGGAAGUCACUUAGAAGCUUAAGUUUAACGUGAAACAAAAUGCAAAGACAAUUUUUACAAUGAACUUGUUAAAAAAACCACUGUGAAACAAAGUUGUAUUUUUAUUGUUGACUUACAUGUAUGUUCAGCAAUUUCAGCUCAAAAUUGUAUUGUAAUUUAAAGAAAAUGCAAAGUUUGGCUCAAGUGAAUGUAAAAAUGACUUGCUGUGAAGUUUACAUUGCUGUACAGAAGCAUGUUUCACAGGUAAACUGGUGGUGGUACUAGACAUACAAAUGCUACUUAAUUUUUAACAAAUUCCCUGUAUUAAUUUUUGGAUUUAAAGGAAACUCUUUAAUUGCUAAAUCAUUCCAUGGCAACUGUUUUCUGAUUUAAUGUUAAUUAUAGAAAAUAUGGGGGGGUGAGUGUGUGUAUUUGUGUGUGUGUGUGUGUGUGUGUGUGUGUUCAUACUUCUUAACUACUUUCUUGCGCAAAUUUCUACAGGUUUCUUCUGUUCUGUUUAGAAAUUUCCUCACAUGCUUUAAAAUAGAAGCAUGGAAAUGAUUUGGUUUCUUUUUUAAUUGGCAAAAUUCAUUUGUUAGAAUGUUAAUAUAUUGUGGGAUUUUUUUUUACUUGUGCAAUAACUAAAAGGGUAUGUCACUAGAGAUGAAUGUUAAAGAUUACAUUCAUGAAAUAAUUUUGAUUUCUUCAUUUUGAUGCUACACACAGCUUAAAUGGCAAUCCAGUUCCUGCUACUUCAAUUUCAUGGUCUCAUCUUAAACUAGCUGGCUAGCUAACUAGACUAGCUAAGUUUAAAAACAUUCCCACAUAAACAGAAAGCAAACUCCUCACAAAAAUCAUGUCCAAGGAAGCCCUACCCCAUUCCCCACCCCAAGCAAUUGUCCUAUAGCAGCCAAGCAACCUAACUUCGUACCACAAACAGACUUACCAGUUUAGGAGCAGGGGUAAAUAGGAGCAGUUGAACUCUCAGGGCUUCCUUUGAUCUUAUUAAACUCCUAUUGACAACCAGGAGUAUCAAGUCUAGUGAAAACGUAGACUAUAAACCAAAAGAAUGAGAGGUGCCAGGCCAAUGUUUUGCACACACUUUAAAAAUUGUCCAAAGAAGGACUUUUCUGCCUAUCAGAAAAAAACUGACAUAGGUAACAGAAUUAUUCACUGUCAAAUGUUUUGCAGAGUUUUCUGGUGAACAGAGGGCCUUUAAACAACACUAAUUGUUACUGGACAGAAAUGAAACCAACUAUUUUGAUUUCUUUUUUUAUGCAUUCAGAAGUCUCUUGUUAUUAUGCUAUUUAUAAUUAGUUUCUUCUGGUUCUUAUAUUUUUAAUAUGGAAAACUUUUGUUUGUUUGUUUUUGUCCAAGGGUUUAACACCAGUGAAUUCACAUGGUGUAAAUUGAAAAUGACAAAGCAAACCCCAAACAUUAUUUGCUAUUGGAACUAUCUAACAACUUAAAGUUACUCAAAAACUCCAAAAAGAAGGGGAAUGCAGUGGGGUUUUUGUUUGAUUGUUUUUGUUCAUUAUCACUGACAUAUCUUCUCUGUUUCCCAGAGGGAUUUUUUCUUAAACUGGCAGAUAUACUCUUUAAAUGUAUUUUUUUCCACAUUGUCCAUAAGGAAAGGUUAAAACUCCAAUUACAUGGCCUUUAUGCAGGCAAAGUCCUCUUUGAUAUGAUUUAGGAAUAACCUGUGUAGCUAAAAUGCAAUUGGAUCUUAUUGAAGGCACAUUCUUGGUUUUCUUUUGCAUUUCUGUUUUUAAUCGUCCUUUUAUUGAAAGAUUGGGCUAAAAUAUAAUUAAAAAUCAUGUUGGAAAGGAUGUACAACAGAAGGUGUAUAUAAGUAUGUUAAAAGCCUUUUAUUUUUAUAUUUUGAAUGCUCUAAAUUAAUAAAAA
Messenger RNA from Monodelphis domestica (gray short-tailed opossum), 4163 nucleotides. RefSeq names its product paired box 9 (gene PAX9). NCBI's taxonomy places the organism in Eukaryota, Metazoa, Chordata, Mammalia, Didelphimorphia, Didelphidae. Gene Ontology annotation, biological process: anatomical structure development; regulation of transcription by RNA polymerase II. Gene Ontology annotation, molecular function: DNA-binding transcription factor activity, RNA polymerase II-specific; RNA polymerase II cis-regulatory region sequence-specific DNA binding. The record is from RefSeq and is a predicted model, not a curated record.